Molecule: messenger RNA, 540 nt
Organism: Brenthis ino (lesser marbled fritillary)
Lineage: Eukaryota; Metazoa; Arthropoda; Insecta; Lepidoptera; Nymphalidae
Source: the annotation of a GenBank genome assembly
AUGCUUAAACAAUUGUUUCCUUUAGUUUUCCUAGUAGUAGUAGCAGCUAGGGAUGAUUUAGGUAUGAAAUUUAUGAUGAGGAUAUAUGAAGAUUGUCAAAAAUCUGAUGGGGUGGUGCCUUGCUUGAAGAAAAAAGCGAUUGUGUUCUUCGAUAGAGCAGCACGAAUGGAAGCUAUACCCUUAAUUGAUGGAGUGGAUAUUGUGAAGACAUCAGAUAUGGAAGUGGUUCCUGUAAGUGAACAUGAAAUAGAUGCGACUCUACCAAGAAAUCUGGAGAGCAAGGAUGAAGCUCUUAGUAGCAUGUUGUGGGAAAGAAUAGCCGGUUUCGCAAAUUCCAGGACAAUCCAACUGUCUUUACCAAAAAUGACGGGAGCAGAGCUUAAUAAGGAGGUUGAAGAAGGUCGAGGAAAGAUGAAGAAAAUGAUGGGGAUGAUGAUGAUGGGCGGAGCAAUGAAAAUGGCAAUGAUGAUCCCGCUUGCUAUGGCAGGUCUCUUCGUUUUGGCUGGAAAGGCGUUGAUAGUUUCUAAGGUAACGAAACAU